UUUGUUUUCAUUUGCCCCAGUUAGUCAUACGAUGGAGGCGUUCCUAUUCCCCUAGUUCACAUCGACUACAAGUUUAAUUUCCAAACUUCUAUCCAAACCCAACACAAUGUCGCCCAACAGCGUUAUUCAAAUCCCCAAGCGUUUGCCUCUGCUGUGUACUCACGAAGGGGUGCUUUUACCCGGCUCGACCAUGCGAAUCAGCGUCGAUACGCCGAGAAACAUGCAGCUGGUGAAGAGCAGACUGCUGAAGGGCACCUCGCUGAAAAGUACCAUCAUCGGGGUUAUACCCAACACCAGAGACCCCGAGCACGACAGCGAUGAACUGCCCUCUUUACACAGCAUUGGCACAGCUGGACUGGCGGUUCAGGUAGUAGGAAGUAAUUGGCCGAAACCGCACUACACGCUGCUCAUUACGGGGCUCUGUCGCUUUCGUGUGACCCAGCUGAUAAAGGAGAGACCCUUUCCCUUGGCUGAGGUGGAACAGCUGGACAAACUGGAGCAGUACACAGAUGGAGAUCAAACCGAUUCAGAACUGGGAGAGCUAUCACAGAGGUUUUACCAGGCUGCUGUACAGCUGGUUGGGAUGUUGGACAUGUCAGUGCCUGUGGUUGCUAAACUCAGACGGAUGUUGGACAGUUUGCCUAGAGAAACCCUGCCUGACGUUUUGGCCUCUAUGAUCCGCACUUCCAACAAAGAGAAACUGCAGGUGCUGGAUGCUGUAGAUUUGGAGGAGCGGUUUAAGAAGGCUCUUCCUCUGCUCACCAGACAAAUUGAUGGACUCAAGCUGUUGCAGAAGACCCGUAAACUCAGACCAGAUGAUGACAAGAGAGUGCUGUCCAUCCGUAAGGGCGGUGUGUUCCCAGGACGUCAGUUUUCGGUGGAAGAGGAGGGGGAGGAUGACGAUGAUGGCGAUGAUACGGCUUCACUGGAGAGGAAGGUCAAAGCUGCAUCCAUGCCAGAAGCAGCAUUGCGUGUGUGUAUUAAGGAGCUCAAACGACUAAAAAAGAUGCCACAGUCCAUGCCAGAGUACGCACUCACUCGCAACUACCUGGAGUUGAUGGUAGAUCUGCCCUGGAAUAAAAGCACCACAGAUUGCCUGGAUAUUCGCGCAGCGCGGGUGCUCUUGGAUAACGAUCACUAUGCUAUGGAAAAACUGAAGAGAAGGGUGUUGGAGUACCUGGCUGUCCGGCAGCUCAAGAGUUCCCUUAAAGGACCCAUAUUGUGUUUCGUGGGACCUCCUGGUGUAGGAAAGACUAGCGUUGGCCGUUCCAUCGCCCGCACACUGGGCCGGGAGUUUUACCGGAUUGCUUUGGGCGGAGUCUGCGACCAGUCGGACAUACGUGGGCACAGGCGCACGUACGUGGGUAGCAUGCCUGGUCGCAUCAUAAACGGACUGAAAACUGUUGCCGUAAACAAUCCUGUCUUUUUACUGGACGAGGUGGACAAACUGGGGAAGAGCCUGCAGGGAGAUCCUGCCGCCGCCCUGCUGGAGGUUCUGGACCCGGAGCAGAAUCACAGCUUCACGGAUCAUUACCUCAACGUGCCUUUUGAUCUCUCGCAAGUCCUCUUCAUAGCCACUGCAAACACUACGGCGACCAUCCCUCCCGCUUUACUGGACAGAAUGGAGGUCCUCCAGGUGCCAGGCUACACCCAGGAAGAGAAAGUGGAAAUCGCUCAUCGGCAUCUGAUCCCUCAUCAGCUGGAGCAACAUGGAUUGAGCCCACAACUGCUCCAGAUCCCACAGGACACCACACUGGAUAUCAUUAGGAAAUACACACGGGAGGCAGGUGUGCGAUCUUUGGAGAGGAAGAUCGGGGCCGUCUGUCGAGCCGUGGCUGUAAAGGUCGCUGAAGGUCAUAAGGUCUCUAAAGAGGCGUCACUCACUGAGCAACAUGCAGAUCGUAAUACAGACCGAAAGGAAGAGGAUUCUGGGAUUGCGGCUCCUCCAGAUAUGCCCAUUGUUAUCGAUCACAUCGCUCUUAAAGAUAUUCUUGGCCCACCACUUUUUGAAAUGGAGGUAUCGGAGCGUCUGACCCUACCAGGCGUGGCGAUAGGGCUGGCCUGGACUCCGAUGGGUGGAGAGAUCAUGUUUGUAGAGGCCAGCCGUAUGGAAGGGGAGGGGCAGCUGACCCUGACGGGACAGCUGGGCGAUGUCAUGAAAGAAUCAGCUCAUCUAGCUAUCAGUUGGCUCCGCAGCAAUGCCAAAACGUACAACCUGACUAAUGGCAGCACUGAUCCUCUGGAGGGCACCGACAUCCACUUGCACUUCCCAGCAGGUUCUGUCACUAAGGAUGGACCCUCGGCCGGUGUUACCAUAGUAACGUGCCUUGCCUCAUUGUUGAGCAGGCGCCUGGUGCGCUCUGAUGUGGGCAUGACCGGAGAGAUCACACUUAGAGGACUGGUGCUGCCGGUGGGAGGUAUAAAGGAUAAAGUCUUGGCAGCUCACCGCGCAAAUCUGAAACGAGUUAUCAUCCCCAAGCGCAACGAGAAGGACUUGGAGGAAAUACCCGCCCAUGUGCGGGCAGACCUAGAUUUUGUUUUUGCCAGCACACUGGAUGAUGUAUUGAAUGCAGCUUUUGAUGGGGGCUUCCCAUCCAAUGUCAGUCAGCCACAAAUUGCUAGCAAACUUUGACACAGUACUACAGAUGCACACAAGCCUGAGACUUUUCUUUUUUGAACACAUCAGCACUUCUAAUCUGUGAAUACUGGCUUUUUGUCAAUAAUUCAAACUAAACCAUUUAGAUCCCUUACUACUUUCUAAUUUAAUAACAGAUGACAACAUCUAUUGUAUGUAGUAUCAUUUUGUUUGAUAUCAACUAAAUAUCCACAGAUUUUUUAUAAAAAUGUGAUGCUUAGUGCAGGGGUUUUCAAACAGUGGGAUAAGGUGGGUCAUGCAAAGUUACUUGGAUGUUGCUGUUAAUGACAGUUAAGUCCAAUUAAUGACUUGCAAUGACAAUUAUUUUGAUAUAAUAGAUUAAUUUGAUAUGGCAAUUAAACUAUUGAGAGAAUGAACUGACAAGAAAAAAACACUACUCAAUUAUAAAAGAGAAAAAAAUUUUUUAUUUCCCUUUAAAAAUAUGUUGUGGGUCCAGGGAUAGAUUAUUUAUGUAGCAAAAUUACAAUUUUGGAAAAACCUGGCUUGCACUUACAAUAUGAUUAAUGAUAUGCAAAUACAUUUUAAAUGAAUAAAGUUCUUCAAUGUUCAAAUUUGAGGGUUCAUGUUUUGGUCAAAAAUUUAUGUUUAUAUUUUAAAGACUACACAUACUCUUUAUCAGGCGUCUGAUGAGCCUGCUAUGCCACGGGUAAAGUUAAUAUUUUAAGUAAAUUUUGAUACGUUUGGAGUUUUGGUGUGUCACCUUCACAUUUAAUCCUCUCACUUGGUUUUUGAUCGAGCACCCAUUUGAGGUUGAUGUGCGUGGUUUGUUUUCUUUAUAUUUAUAAAACAUUAAAUAUUCCCUGGCCUAUAGAGUAGUAAACGUAUUGUACGUGAUCAAACUUGUAUUGCAGCUUUCUGUCAUGACCGUUAAAAUGCUUUGUCUUACUAUGACAACUACACCAUGUUUCAGUUUGUAAUUUUUAUUACGAAAUCUAAAUAUGUGGUUUACUGCAAACAGAUCCUAUGUUUGCCUUUCGUGUAGGAGAUCAGCGCAUUCUUGUUUGAUGACAUUUAUACCUGAAUGACAGCUCUGACCUGAAAACAUAAGGCGUGUUUAGAAACGUUUUGCGAUGUAGCCAGUUUCACUGAGGCCGGUUGGUAUGAUGAAGAUGAUAGUGAUAAAUAAUGGUAAUAGUUUACAAUAAUGUUCCAUUUGUUGACAUCAUUUGACUGUGUUGCUGUAAUGUUACAGCAUCGCGUUACCAGCAGUGGGUUCGAUUUCCAACACGCAUACUAAUAAAAUGUAUAUGGUUGCUUUAGAUAAAGCAUGCGUAAAAAUGACAAUAUUGACCAUGAACAGCAUUUAUUACUGUUACUCUGUUCAUUUCAACAUUUACUAAUUCUUAUUUAAAAUUAAACAUUGUAGAUUGUAGGCUAUUAGUUAACGAACAAUUGUAUUGACGUUAACAAAUGAUUAAUAAAUGCUGUAAAAGUA
Paramisgurnus dabryanus is the source of this 4091-nucleotide messenger RNA. The record is from RefSeq and is a predicted model, not a curated record. Lineage: Eukaryota; Metazoa; Chordata; Actinopteri; Cypriniformes; Cobitidae.